Messenger RNA from Cyprinodon tularosa, 4266 nucleotides. It is a transcript of the gene frs3, whose product is annotated as fibroblast growth factor receptor substrate 3. Gene Ontology annotation, cellular component: cytoplasm. NCBI's taxonomy places the organism in Eukaryota, Metazoa, Chordata, Actinopteri, Cyprinodontiformes, Cyprinodontidae. The transcript has 7 exons. The coding region runs from base 449 to 2281 and encodes 610 amino acids. Gene Ontology annotation, biological process: cell surface receptor protein tyrosine kinase signaling pathway. The record is from RefSeq and is a predicted model, not a curated record.
CCGCUCAACUCAACCUCGUUGACUGGCUGUGAACUCUCACCCCAGCUGCUCGGGAAAUGUCAUACAGGCAGGGAGGCCCGUGCUGCAGUAGGGGGGCGUAAUAGGAAGAAAAAAAAAUAACAUUUUCUCCGCACUCAGCGCUUCAUUCAGCAGAGACUUUUCCGUCAGAGUGCCACAUCCCGCUCCUGCUACCACCGCCGCCAGCAGCAGCAGCAGCCGCAGAUAUCGCAUCGCAGCCUCGGUGCUCGUUUCGCAUUAAAGCUGAUAUAUAUUCAUAAUAAAAAAGCCCUGGUAUGGCAGAAAUGGGACAGAGCAGUCCUCCUCCCUCGAAGAUGUCUGCACAGGAGGCUACUUGGCCUGUGAAGCAGCUGCCCAGUAGAAGAUCCUGGGAUUGAGAAUCCCUUUACACUGAUGGCCUGGACUGAGUUUCAGCUGACCUGCUGAAGCUAUGGGGAGCUGCUGGAGCUGUCUUUACAGAGACCCCAUCCAAGACAACCAUCUCACCAAAUUUAAGGUCAUCAAUGUGGACGAUGAAGGAAACGAGCUGGGCUCUGGGAUCAUGGAGCUCACCCAGACUGAGCUCAUUCUUCACACUUGCAAAAGAGACGCCAUUCGGUGGCCGUAUCUCUGCCUGCGACGCUAUGGCUAUGACUCCAACCUGUUUUCCUUUGAGAGUGGUCGCCGCUGUCAGACAGGGCAGGGAAUCUUUGCAUUCAAAUGUUCCCGGGCUGAAGAGAUCUUCAACCUGCUCCAGGAGCUGAUGCAAUGCAACAGCAUCAACGUGGUGGAGGAGUCAAUGAUGAUCAGUCGCAGUGGCCAUACACCAGAAAUGGAAAUGUCUCGCACACCACAGACUCCCAACACUGCAGCUUUUCCUGUGCAGUCCUUUCCAAAUGGGUAUCCAGGUUAUCCCAUCAGAGGGGACUCCUCCCAACCAUCUCUAGAAGAUCAUGGACACAGUCUCAUGGGUUUGGAAGACCAGACUCACACGUAUGUGAAUACUGUGAGUAUGGACGGGGAUCUUUCCAUGCGUCACUGUGUGCACUCUCUGCCUGAGGUGCGACCCAGUGCUUUGCCCGAAACGACACGUGGAGCCAUGCCUGUCGGAGGUCAAGGGAAUCCACAAUCCAACCUUAGAUGCUGUCCCCUUGAGGAGCGCAAAGACCCCCAGGUGUUCCUUCAGCCGUCCUCGCAGGAAGUCAAAUUCAUGCUUGGGCCCACUCCAGCUCAACGGCAUCUCAUUGAGAGGGAGAGGCUCGGUCACAAUCCUCACAACCUUCAGCCAGCAGAGGGCGCCACAGGCUCAGAGACUGAGGGGGACGAGCCAACAAUGCACCUGUGCAACACUCACUCCUACCAUCUUUUCCAUCACCACAUGCACCGGCAUCCGAGCCACGAGCACCCGGACAGCUCCCAGAGCGGCGAGCUCACCUACGAGAACAUCAACGACCUGCGGAGUGGCCGCAAGCAGCGCCUGAGCCCCAGCAGUGUGUCUCAGUCUGUGGGGUCCAGCAGCAGCAGCAGCACCGGGGAUAGCCACUCACACUCCCUGCUGCAUUCUCACGGCCAUGGGCCUUCUUCUCUACCCCCACAAGGUUACGCCUGUGAGAGGAGCAUGGGCGGAGGCCACCGUCGGACAGCUCUUCUCAACUACGAGAACCUGCCCUCACUGCCACCUGUGUGGGAGUACAGCGCCUUGCAGCGGGACGAUGAGCAGGAGGAGGACGAUGAAGAUCAGGAUGAGGAUGAAUACGAAGAAGAGGAGGAUGACUUUGAUGAGUAUGAGUUCUCAGAAGGCCCAGGGACGCCCAAUGGGUACCACCAGGACAGUCGGGGUAUUCACAGAGACGCCCUGCAGAACUAUGUCAACACAGAGCAGGUGCAGCCACCCCGCCUCCGGCACCCUUGUCCACCGCAACCACGGGUGUGUCGACCAGACAGCGGGGGGCGGAUAUUUAGCUUUGAUAUCCGAAGGCGUUCGCGUUCAGGGGUCGGCGGUUGUGAGCACAGCCACAUACCUGCAUCGCGGCAGCUGAAUUACAUCCAGGUGGACCUGGAGGAAGACCCUUCCCGCCAAGCCCUCGGCAGUGGGGGUGCCCAGCCACAGCACCAGCGCCUACCACCCAAAAAAUGUGGCCCUCCCGUACCAAGACGCAGUGAGUGCUAUGCCGUUAUUGACCUGAAGAAGACCGCUGCCAUGUCCAACCUGCAGAAGGCACUCCCCAGGGAUGAUGGGACUUCCAGAAAGACUCGCCACAACAGCACAGACCUGCCUCUGUAAAGAAGUUCUGACUGAAGUCAGAUAAAGGCUCAUCCUCAUGUUAGCACACUGGACCCUUCACUGUCAUCUAUCCAUUCGAGCUUCGGGACGACUGAAAUGGUGCAGGUAUCUAAUUAGAAACACGAUGAGACUGAAUUAUGAAUGGAAAUUAGAAAUGUCUGAGGAGGGUUUGCCAUAUGUCUUUUUUUAAACCAAACUUCAGGUAAAACUGCUCUUAAUAGCAUUAAGUCUCAUAAAUAUAUGUAUACCGUGCCUUGUAAAAGUACUUCAGUCUCUUAGACUUUUUCUAAUGUUAUAAACACAGACUUGAAUACCUUUUUGAGGGGAUUCUAUGUGAAAGACCAACACAAUGUAGUGUCCAUACAUUCAAUGAAUGAAAAAAAAGAAAAAGAUCCUGAGAAGCAAAUAAUACAGAUUUUCGAUUGGAGUUAGAUCUGAUCGUUAGCUAGGUCAUUCUGGCUUCAUGUUUACGGCUGUUCUACUGGAAGGUGAAUGUCUGUACCAGUCUGAAGUCUUUUACAGCUUCCCUUCCAGCAUUGACUGCAGUUAGCUCCAUCCAUCAUCAAAUGACCACCUUUUCUGGCUCUUCUACUGAAAAGUAUCCCCAUAGCAUUAUGCUGCCACCACCAUGUUGGAUAAAGCCUGGAUUAUGCUCAGAAACCAGGUCGUCUGCGUGUGUGUCGCAGUUAACGUUGUAGCUCUGUGCCAAAACACGCAGCGCCACGGCCAGUCUUUCGGGAACAUUCACGGAUAAACUGUGUGUCGUCCAGCGUUGGGUGAGGGGUUGUAGAUGGUAAACAAGCUUGUCUAACCGACACACGGACACCCACUAUCCUAGCUAGUUCGUGAUUGUCCCUCUUGCGUUGUGGCGUGGAAUAACAUAGCGCAGAACACGCUUCAAAAUUGGGCAUAAAUCAAAAAUAUCUGCGUCAUACCUGCGACAAGCUCACUGCGACACACAGCUACAGGAAUAUAACCCGCCCUUAAGGAAGAUGGUGUUUGUUCAGAGCAGCCUAUACCAAUUUGCUGUGUCCCUUCACACGACCUGUACAGCACUAUAAAUAGGCAUUCUCUUUACUGUUUUUACAUAGGGGCUCUCUCUUUACAACACACCUGCGGAGGACAGGGGUCACAGUUGUUGCGUCAAUAGAUUUUUUCACCUGAGCACUGAAUCUUUGCAGUUCCUCCAGAGUUAUCCUUCUCGGGUGCUUCUUUUGGUCCUUUUAAAAGUAAAUUGUUACUCAGUAGUUCCACUUUGUGCUGUUCUAUCUCAUAAAAUCCCAAUAUGGAAGUUUGUGAUUGCAGUGUCACAAGUUGUUUUUUUGUUUUUUUUUGCAAGACACUGUAUCCCUCUAAUUAUGACUCUUUAUGCUUUAGCUUUGGGUUUUUUUGGUGGAAGCAAUCAUUGCCAUAUGGUAUUAUCAAGUUAAAGUUACACUCAUUUCAUUCAUGUUUAUUUUUUAUUUUUGUCAGAUUCUAAACAGCAGAGCUGCAACCCUCAUCAGUGAGGAACCAUUGAUGGCAUGAAGGCAGGCCAAUGGUUUCUCCUGUGGCCGGUGUUCAUACCUCAUCACAAGCACUUAUGUCUAAUUUUGUGGCUCGUAUGGUUAUUACUAUAUUCCUAAAGAGCAUUUUGCACACAAUCCUAUUGAAUUGUAUUAAAUCAUUGUGUAUAGACAGUUUUAACUGAGAAGAGUUUGAAGAGAAAAAGAUGAAGAUAUUGAGAGAGAAGUAACUAACUGUAUGGCAGGAACCGUAGCACACAUUGAGUAAAGUAAGUUUGGCUCUCUGCUGUCGGCAUGCAGAAACAAAACCGUAGCAUAUCAUCCUCACUCUCAUUUCCUGCAUAUCAUUUCCUCGUGCAGGGAAGUUUGGUCCAUGCCAGUCACAUUGCACUUUUGACUUCUGGCCAUUUUGUCACCUCUGCAGCAACAGGCUGGGUCCUUUUUUUGUUUCUUUCUUCUUUUUCUUUUUAACACAAAAAA